Molecule: messenger RNA, 1833 nt
Organism: Suillus discolor
Lineage: Eukaryota; Fungi; Basidiomycota; Agaricomycetes; Boletales; Suillaceae
Product: heterokaryon incompatibility protein-domain-containing protein
Exons: 7
Coding region: 1-1833 (610 amino acids)
Source: RefSeq, a predicted model, not a curated record
AUGGUUCAUCCCAGCUUUAGUGCAACUCAACCACACAACGAGGCAUUACUCUGUUCCAUCUGUGCAAAUCUAGAUUUCUAUCAGAUCUUCCUCAAUGGCAUCCCAGAGACGGAGGACAUCCCGCUCGAUAAUCUCUCGUCCAUCUUACGAAAAUCCUAUCAAUGCAAUUUCUGCCGCCUCAUAUCCUUUCAUGUCCGUCGAAUGUGGAUGCUGGACCAGUUUCCUCCCAUCGAUAUCUCAGGGAUCGAAUGUCGGAUGUUCACGAAAGGUUGUGGUUGUCUCCAGUUAGCCUCUUAUCCCCCUUCUAAAUUCCGACAUUUGGAAGAGAUACCCAGCUUUAGGAUAGCAGGUGCGCUCAACAUUCACCUUAUGCAAGAAGACACUUUCAAGUUUGGAAGACCGACCGACCUUCAUUGUCGCAGGGUGAAAAACACCGUGGAUAUCAACAUGGUGAAGAAGUGGAUCAAAUUGUGCCAUGCGAGCCAUGGUGAUAUAUGUAAAAGUCUUUCAAGAAUAGGCGAACACGACAAGAGGAAAUUGCCAGGGUUUGUGAGAGUGGUGGACGUAGUAUUGAUGGCCGUGGUUCCCGCGCCUUCUGGUUGUUGUUACGUCGCCCUCAGUUACAUAUGGGGAGGCAUCGGCGCAGAGUAUUGGACGACGAAGGACAAGCUAGCAGAGCGCGGCAAGCCUGGCGGGUUGAGCACGGCAAAGCUCCCUGAUACCAUCACUGAUUCGAUUCUAUUCGUUCGACAACUUGGUGAACGUUACAUAUGGAUCGAUGCUUUAUGCAUUAUUCAAGACGACUCGCAGGACAAGUUCGCUCAGAUCCACGAUAUGGAUCUGGUGUAUGGUCUUUCUUAUCUCACAAUAAUCGCUGCCGGUGGCACUACGGCUCAAGACCCUCUCCCAGGGUGCCGCCCACAAACUAGAACGCCACAGCAUAUCGAAGUCAUUCAAGGACUUCAUCUCUAUGCGGCACCUCCAAGACUUAAGGAGGCUCUUGCUUUGUCCGCAUGGAACACACGUUGUUGGACCUAUCAAGAAUGUGCGCUUUCCCGUCGAAGAAUAUACUUUACUGGGCAUCAAGUCUACUUCGAGUGCCAGUUCGAUGUCUUAUGUGAAGAUGUCAUUGCUGAAAGCAAGUGUGACUCCACCAAUUUCCUCAAGGAUUCACGAGCAGAAUACUUCCCUCAUUACAUGAUGGCCGUGAAACAGUGUGCACGGCGCAAUCUAACCGUGGAAUCGGACAUUAUUGAUGCUCUCACCGGAGUGACAAAUGCUUUAGCAAAAGCUUUUGGGCUCGGUGACCCAGACAGAGCUUUUCGCUAUGGAAUUAUGUUGACGGACCUACAUCAUGCGCUUCUCUGGCAACACAAUCCACACACACCUCGUACUCGUCGUUCGCUCCCUGAUGGAUGCAGUUUACCCUGGCCUUCUUGGGCAUGGGCUACGUGGUGUGGUGCUGUUGACUACAUGUCGGAGCAUCGGUAUUUGCCUUCGGUGGUAGAAAUGUUUGUUGAUCCAUGGUACAUCGUGGACCGCAGUGGCAUUAUACUGCAGCUUGAUGUACGCAGGGGUUCUCGCCGGGUCGUUUUGAUUCGCGAGACAGAGGGAGAGGGAUCAACCGGCGACGUGGUGAAGAAUCCCAUCCAUCUAUUCAUCACUGGUCUUUUCGACAUUCUCUCCGCCUCCUCGCCUCCCACUUGGGUAGACGUUGCCUUGCCGACUUCCCUCGAAUUCAUCGUCCUUUCCCAUACCGGUAUACUCGGCGCGUACGACGAAGAGAGGAUUGAGUAUUACCAAGAAUGCCUGCCUACAUGUGAUGGCGGUUAG